Halichondria panicea is the source of this 1381-nucleotide messenger RNA. RefSeq lists its product as uncharacterized. NCBI's taxonomy places the organism in Eukaryota, Metazoa, Porifera, Demospongiae, Suberitida, Halichondriidae. The record is from RefSeq and is a predicted model, not a curated record. The transcript has 4 exons. The coding region runs from base 326 to 1276 and encodes 316 amino acids.
AAACAAAGAGCUGACUCGACUGCUAAUUCUCCAAGAUCAACAUGUCACAGUCAACUUUAUGUCAGUCCUCCCAGUACAGAGCAAUUAAGAACCUCUAUGCUGACUUAGUGGAAGCUAUCUAUCCAGAAAUACAAAACAUUAUGGCCAAAGCAUUCAGCAAGAAUAUUAUUAGAAAAGAACUAUUGGAUUUAUCCAUGGAAACGAGUAUUACAGCUAAUCAUAAGCUAAAAUGUUCAUGUCUGCUAUUGUUUCUCGAAUAAAUCUCGACAGUAAUGCUUUCAAUGUAUUCCUGAGUCUGUUGAAAGAAGUGGAAUUAUUGGGGUAAAUGAAAGAACGUUUAGAACAAGAAGUGGAUAACCUUCAACGUGAAUCAGCUUCGAAUCUACUUUCGGAUGAUACCAUUGUUGUCCACAUCGAUACACAACCUAACCUUGAUCCGUCUGGGGAAAUUGAGCUCAUUACUUCUGAGGAGAAUUCAGAGUUAGAAAAUUCAGAGUUAAAAAGAAUGAUUGUUCAAGAAGCCCAUGACAUACGAGAGGGCGAAGAAGGGCAUUACACUGCCAAGGUGAUUCAGAAAAGAUUCUUCUUGCGUGGGUGUUAUUACACAGGUAUGUGGUGCUCUAUUAGUAUGCCAAGGUAUGCCGAGAUUUAUUUUUUAUUACUGACAAGAAUCAGAGUGCCUGACAGUAUAAUAAAUUUAUUAUGCACGAUUACUGGUAAUUCUCUGACCUAUCAUGUAGCACUUCUAUUUAUGAUCGUUUCCAUGUACAUUGUUGGGACUGUUGGAAUUGGAUUAGGGGCGCAUGUGAUUGCUGCUGUGGAUGACUGCAUCUUAGUGCCAGUAACAAUUGAUGGACAGAAUCAGACGAUCACUAUAGGUGUUGGAAGUGGCAUAUUUGUGCUACUAGUCGGAGUCACUUUGAAUUUCAUUGCCAUAUUUUUCUCUCUACUGACUCUGUAUGCUUGUUGUGGAUUGUUCGGAAAGUGUCAAACACGAAGAUGGAAAGUUCUCCACUGUAUUGGCAUUCCUUUGGGAAUUUGUACUAUUCUCAUUGUUGUGGGAACUAUAGUUUACUCAAUUUUUGUUGGAGUUUCUUUUUAUCCACUUACGCAGCAGGAAUUUGAAGUUCCUUACUGUUGUAGAAUUCCGUACUAUUCAACUUUUAUAUUCAUUCUUAUUGCACAUGUUUUGACAUCAGUUGUAACAACUGUUUUUCUUAUAAUUGUUUUGAUCAUGUGUGUUUUUGUUUUAAUUAGGUGCACUAUCUGUAGCUAAUUUGUCUCUGUAUAGCUUAACAAGGCGCCAGGCAAAGUAGAUUAGUAGUUUCUCACCACAUGGUUUUUGUAAAUUUUGAUGAGAUAAUAAUUAUGAGUAGUCAUG